UCUAGUGCAGGUUUUGGGAAUUGAAAUAUUCAUUUUACAUGAGAUGUAGAGUAAAUUUACUUUUUGACGACAUAUUUAUACUAAUAUAAUCGUGUUAACAUUCGUCACUUUAAAUUCUUGAAGAAAUCCAACAUGAUGGUGGAGAACGUAAAGUGUCUGUCUGUACUGUCUCUUCUACUUUUAUGUCACCAUGGAAAUACUCAAUCAAUAGUUAAAACGCUUGUAAAUGAAGCGGUCACAUCAGCAGCAAACAGCAUUCCGAACACAACCAAUCAAAGGACACCACAAAUAGGCAGAAGGGGACCACAAAGUACAAGAUCGUCAAUAGAUUUGUUAAACUUGUUCAGUUCAUCGCAGAACCAACAACAACUAAGAAUGUCAUCUAGAGUGGUGCUAAUUACCGAAAAAGCUGUCUCCUCUGUGAAUCAACGUUUACGGACAAUGCGGGCACCUGCAGUACAACCAACAGCUAUUUAUGAUCUAGUCGAAAAAGCGGUCGAGUCAUUUUGUGAUCAGCGAGAACAAAUUUCCUGUGAUAAAGACGCCCCCUAUCGGAACAUAGACGCAACAUGUAAUAACCUAGAGAACAAACUUCAGGGUGCAGCUUUUACUCCACAAUCCAGGUUUUUGGAACCAACAUAUGGGGACCCCAAUAAUUUGGGUUCAGUUCCACGCAUAAAAGGGAAGAAUGGAGACGAUUUAAAAAGUCCCCGGGUGAUCUCUAAUGCUGUGUUGAAAAGUGAACAAUCUGCACCUCAAAGCAACAGAUUUACAGUGGCCUUGACACACUUUGGACAAUUUGUUGAUCAUGAUAUUGUAGCAACGCCAAUAUUUACAGAGUCAGAUGGUACAAGUAUUUCUUGUUGUAACGGAAACACACCAGUUAACAGGCAUGAAUGUUUUUCAUUUUCUACACCAAAAGAUGAGUUUAAGUUCUCGUGCAUGCAUUUCGUUCGCUCACUGCCUGCCUCGUCACCUGGAUGCUAUCCUGGCCCGAGAAAACAAAUGAACGUUAUUACAUCAUAUCUAGAUUUAUCAAGUGUAUAUGGUAGCAGUAAAGAGAGAUUGGACCAGCUACGGAAAUAUUCAAAUGGUGAGCUAGCAGUUGGAGAUAAUGAUUUACUUCCAAACACGCCACCUGGUGCUCCUGAAGAGUGUAAACGGAAGUGUUUCAUUGCUGGUGACAAAAGACAUUCUGAGGUUCCAUUGCUUGCGAUGUUUCACAUAAUAUUUGUAAGGGAGCAUAACAGAAUAGCAAAGGAACUGUCAGCUUUGAACACUGAAUGGAAAGAUGAGAAAGUGUUUCAAGAAACUAGAAAAAUUCUGACAGGAGUUUACCAGCACAUUGUGUUUAAUGAAUUUGUUACCGCUCUGGUUGGACCAAAAUAUGCUAACAUCAUUAGCCUAACUAGUAGUCCUGAAGGUCAUCAAACUUUUUAUUCUCCUUAUCUGGAUGGAGCUACAUGCAAUGAGUUUGGUGCCACCGCCUUUCGAUAUGGACAUUCACAAGUAGGAAACCACGUGGGUGCAUCAGGUGUCGAUUUCAAGGAACUUCGUAGGUCUUUAAUGCAGAAUGAAUCCUUUGAUGUAAAAACAAUUCGUGAUCCCGAAAAUAAAUUUGGCGUCAAGCGUAUGGGUAGGUGGAUGUCUGCAACACUAGGGGACAAAACAGAUCGAUUUCUUUCAGACCAGAUGCGUAAUCAUCUGUUUGAAGUUCAACCGGGAGAAGCAUUUGACCUUGGUGCACUCAAUAUACAACGUGGACGUGAUCAUGGGAUAGCUGGGUACAAUGAAUACAGAGAAUACUGCGGUUUGUAUCGUGCAAAACAUUUUGGUAAUGCAUAUGGUGGACUGGUUGAUCAUGAUAAAUCUACUGCACGUGCUUUAUCGGAAGUAUACAGUCAUCCUGAUGAUAUUGAUUUAUUUGUUGGUGGAUUAUCAGAAAAACCUGCAUCAGCAGAAUCUAUCCUAGGACCAACAUUCAGAUGCCUUAUAGCUCUUCAGUUCCUCAAUUAUAAACACGGUGACAGAUUCUUUUACGAAAAUAAUUUCACAGCGACAGGGUUCACCCUUGAUCAAUUGAAUGAGAUAAAGCGACAGACUUUUGCGGGAAUUUAUUGUCGGACAUUAAGCCUGGAGUAUAUACAGCCAAAUAUUUUCAUAAAUCCGGAUAGUCAAAAACCUCCGGUCAAAAGAAUACGUUGUGACGAAUUGCCAAGGUUAAAUCUUAAUUAUUGGAAGACGUAAAAAAAU
Messenger RNA from Mytilus californianus (California mussel), 2253 nucleotides. RefSeq names its product peroxidase-like protein. The transcript is spliced from 13 exons. Lineage: Eukaryota; Metazoa; Mollusca; Bivalvia; Mytilida; Mytilidae. Gene Ontology annotation, molecular function: peroxidase activity; heme binding. The record is from RefSeq and is a predicted model, not a curated record. The coding region runs from base 133 to 2247 and encodes 704 amino acids. Gene Ontology annotation, biological process: response to oxidative stress.